AUGAUCUACCAAAGCGGUGGUGAAAAGCAUGAACUCGGGACGGCGUUCCUGGUCAUAGGUGAGAUGCGAAAGCGAGUGAUCGGGUGGUGGCCGAUCAAUGAACGGAUGUGCAGGUUGAGGAUUCGUGGCAGGUUCUUCAACCUGAGCAUCAUAAAUGUGCAUAGUCCGCACCUUGGAAGCACCGAUGACGAUAAAGACAAUUAUUAUACGCAGUUGGAGAGGGAGUACGACCGCUGCCCACAACACGACGUUAAAAUUGUCAUCGGGGAUUUUAAUGCUCAGGUCGGACGGGAGGAGGCAUUUAAACCGACGAUAGGAAGUUUCAGUGCCCACCGGCUGACCAACGACAACGGGCUUCGGCUCGUAAACUUCGCCUCCUCUAAGCACAUGAACAUUCGCAGCACCUUCUUCCAGCACGCACCUCGCUUCAGUUACACCUGGAGAUCACCGCAGCAAACACUUUCCCAGAUCGACCACGUUCUCAUCGAUGGAAGGCACAUCUCGGACAUAAUCGACGUAAGGACCUAUAGAGGAGCAAACGUCGACUCAGACCAUUUCCUGGUUAUGGUUAAGUUACGCCAGAAACUGUGCGUGGGCAACAAACUGCGCUAUCAGCCCACCCCAAGGCUCAACACAGACCGGCUGAAACAAGCUGUUGUGGCGAGGGACUUCGCAAUCGCGCUUGGGGAAGCGCUGCCGGAGGACAUCACUACCGAGGCGAUGUCUCUCAAUGACCACUGGCGCAUGGUGGAGCAAGCCAUCAGCAGCACGGCCGAGCGAACAAUUGGCCGCGUGACCCAUAACCAGAGGAAGGAAUGUGAGGAGGGAGAUAUCCUGUCGGACGAGCGAGAGGUGAUUGACAGAUGGAAGUGCUACUUCGACAGACACCUGAACGGAGCAGAUACCAGAGCAGACGCAGGAAGCAGAGGAGAGCAACCCUACGACAGCCAGCAUGACAAUGACGAAGUGCCCCCGCCAUCUUUGGACGAAGUCAUCAGCGCCAUCAAACAGCUGAAAUGUAACAAGUCAGCUGGCAGCGAUGGUCUGGUGGCCGAACUGUUCAAGAUGGGUCCGGAGAGGAUUUGGGAUCAGGAAGAACUACCGGACGAGUGGAAACUGGGUGUUAUACACCCAGUGUACAAAAAGGGCGACAGGCUGGACUGUGCUAACUUCCGGGCCAUCACAGUCCUGAAUGCUGCCUACAAGAUCCUGUCCCGAAUACUCUUCUGCAGACUUUCGCCUCUUGCUACAGAUUUCGUCGGCAGCUAUCAAUUUGGAUUUGUUGGAGGCAAAUCAACUACCGACCAAAUCUUUACUCUACGGCAGAUCCUCCAGAAAUGCCGAGAGCACCAGAUCCCUACGCACCACCUGUUCAUCGACUUCAAGGCGGCCUACGAUACCAUAGAUCGGACCGAACUAUGGAACACCAUGCAGCAGUACGGAUUCCCUGGGAAGCUGGUACGACUGUUGCGGGCCACUAUGGACGGGGUGCAGUGCAAGGUGAGAGUGACGAACAUGCUGUCAGAAACCUUCGAAUCUCACCGGGGUCUGAGGCAAGGGGAUGGACUCUCCUGUUUGCUGUUCAACAUCGCUCUGGAAGGUGUCAUGCGAAGCGCGGGCUUCGACACCCGGGGUACGAUUUUCACCCGAUCUCUCCAAUUCCUUGGCUUCGCGGAUGACAUCGACAUCAUCGGGCGAACAUCUGCGGCGGUGUGCGAGGCGUACACCCGACUGAAACGCGAAUCCGCUGGGAUUGUAUUGAGGAUCAAUGCGACGAAGACAAAGCACCUGCUUGCCGGGGGCUCUGAACGUGAUAGAGCCCGACUCGGAAGCAGAGUAUCAGUUGACGGCGACGAUCUCGAGGUGGUAGAGGAGUUCUGCUACCUUGACACGAUCGUAACUUCGGACAACAACGUAAGCAGCGAAAUCCGAAGGCGCAUUGUUCAGGGAAAUCGUGCCUACUACGGGCUCCACAAACUCCUGCGAUCCAGAAGACUUCAACAACACACGAAAUGCGCGAUAUAUCGCACACUGAUACGUCCGGUGGUCCUCUACGGGUACGAGUCCUGGACUUUACUGACGGAGGACGCCAAUGCACUCGCCAUUUUCGAACGGCGGGUGCUAAGGACUAUCUUUGGCGUUGUGUGCGAGCACGGCGUGUGGAGAAGGAGGAUGAACCACGAGCUAGCUGAGCUGUUUGGCGGUGCAGAUAUCCUGACGGUCAUCAAAGCCGGAAGGAUACGCUGGCUGAGGCACGUGAUGAGGAUGCCGGACUCAUGCCCCACCAGGAAGGUGCUCGUCAGCGACCCGUUCGGCACGAGGCGUAGAGGAGCACAGCGAGCUCGCUGGCUGGAUCAGGUGGAGUCGCACCUGUCGGAGAUCGGAUGCAACCGUGGUUGGAGGACUGCAGCCCAGGACCGAGUUUCCUGGAAACGAAUUGGCGACCUGGCCAGGUCUACGAGACGUGCUCAUUGA
This is a messenger RNA of Anopheles merus, 2475 nucleotides long. RefSeq lists its product as uncharacterized. The transcript has 3 exons. Lineage: Eukaryota; Metazoa; Arthropoda; Insecta; Diptera; Culicidae. Bases 1 to 2475 code for a protein of 824 amino acids. The record is from RefSeq and is a predicted model, not a curated record.